GGCAUUUCCCAGUGGCUACCUUAGACCUGGAAACCCUGCCGCAGACUCUCUGACAGAUGCUCAGGUACCAUUGUCCUGGCUCCAGGAAGACAGGCUGCACCAGACAAUGCCUAAGUCUAUUUCUUUGCUCAAGCCACUGAGAGCCUGCAGGGUCCUGACCGGGAGUUUGAUGUGGAGAAGGAUGUUGUGAGGGCUGGAGGGGGACUUAAAGCUGUCCUUUGAGCUCACCUGACUCAGAGCCAAACCACCAGGACCUCAUGGUUUUGUAGAGAAGGUGUGUAUGUAUGUGUCCAGUGCCAUACCAUAUACCCUGUUGUUGUUGCAUUAUCUGCAUGGGUGUUUUGUCUUCAUAUAUAUAUAUAUAUAUAUAUAUAUGCUACACAUAUGUAAUGCUUACAGAAGCUAGAAGAGAGCAUUGGAUUCCCUGGAACUGAAGUUACAGAUGUUUGUGAGCUGCCAGCUGGGUGCUGAGAAUUGAAAUAGGGUCCCCUGGAAGAACACUCAGUCCUCUUAACUGCUGAGCCAUCUCUCCAGUUCUCAUACAGUGUUCUUUUUGUUUUUUGCUUGGGGGGGGGGUAUUUAUUUAUUUAUUUAUUUUGGAGAUAAGGUUUAUCUGUGUAAUAGCCUUGGCUUUCCUGGAACUCAUUUUGUAGACCAGGCUGGUCUGGAACUCCCAGAGAUCUGCCUCCUUCUGCCAAAGUGUUGGGAUUAAAGCCAUGUGUCACCACAGCCUGGCUACCUCGUUUGUUUGAGGCAGCGUCUCUCAUUGGCCUAGAGCCAGCUCAAAGAGAUCUGCCUUUCUCUACCUCCGCAGCGCUGGGACUAUAAAUGGACACCACGAUGUCCAGCUUUGUAUGCAGAUCCUGGAAGCUCAAACCCAGGUCCUCAUGGGAAUACAAUAACCGCUUUCCCACUGGAGCCUAUCUCCCAGUCUGUAGGGAAGGCUUGGUGGGGAUGUAACCUCAUCUUUGUGUCCACACAGUUACUUCGGCAACUGUGACAGUCAAGCAAGCGAGCGAGUGGCUGGAACAUAGACGGUGUGGCCCACGGAUGUAAAGGCUUGUCACGGGAGGGAGCGCUGAGCCCUAAUGUAAGUUAGCAUGGGGUUGGGCUUAAAGAUCCCAGGGAGCUCUGCCUGCAAUGUCACAUUGCGACACACCCAGCUCCCUCCAAGUACAAAGCUCUGCUGGCUCUAGACCUCACAACUAUCUCCUGAACCAAUUUGGUUGCUUGCUAUCCUUCCCUUCGAAGCGACCCUACCUGUCCUUCAGGGACUCCACUGUGCAUCAACAGAGGUACCUCCCCCCUCUGAUCAGACUCAGCUAUGCUCUAAAGUUGACUCCGGUUCCUUGGAACCCUGAGUGGGCAAUGGUCUCACUCAGUAUUUGCCAUCCGGGAGGGCCCUAUCUCAUUUCACAGGGAGGUGCCCAGGCAGCGGGUGGAGGCCAGGGCUGGGACCUCUUUGCUGGCUACUCUCAUCUUGCCUCUCACAUCUUUUUCCUCUAAGCUGCGGGGAAGCUGUCAUGCCUUACCUGCAUCGGUCCCUGAGGCCACAGCCACAGCCAGUCCCCGGGGAUGCCAGGACUAUCCACUCCUCAGGUCAGAGCUUUGAGCAGCUGAGGCAGGGCUGCCUGCAGUCUGGCACCUUGUUUGAGGAUGCUGACUUCCCUGCCAGCAAUGUCUCCCUGUUCUACAGCGAGAGGCCCCAGGUCCCCUUUGUGUGGAAACGGCCAGGGGAAAUUGUGGAAAAACCAGAAUUCAUUCUUGGAGGGGCCACCAGGACCGACAUUUGCCAAGGGGAGCUGGGAGACUGCUGGCUCCUGGCGGCCAUUGCCUCCCUAACCCUCAAUCAGAAAGCACUGACCAGGGUGGUUCCCCAGGACCAAGGAUUUGGUUCUGGCUAUGCCGGGAUAUUUCAUUUCCAGUUCUGGCAGCACAGUGAGUGGCUGGACGUAGUGAUUGAUGACCGCCUGCCCACCUUCAAGGACCGCCUGGUCUUCCUCCACUCUGCUGAUCACAAUGAGUUCUGGAGCGCACUGCUGGAGAAAGCCUAUGCCAAGCUUAACGGGAGUUAUGAGGCACUGAAGGGAGGCAGUGCCAUUGAAGCCAUGGAAGACUUCACUGGGGGUGUGGCUGAGAACUUCCAAAUCCGAGAGGCACCAGAGGAUUUCUUUGAGAUUCUGGAGAAGGCUUUGAAGCGUGGUUCCUUGCUGGGAUGCUCCAUAGAUACCCUGAAUGCCUCAGAAUCUGAAGCUCGAACAUCUCUUGGUCUCAUUAAGGGCCAUGCCUACACCGUGACGGGGCUCGAUCAGGUAAACUUCCAUGGCCAGAGAAUCAAGCUCAUCAGAGUCCGUAACCCUUGGGGCCAGGUGGAGUGGAACGGGCCAUGGAGUGACAGCUCUCCUGAGUGGCGCUCUGUGGACCUGGAGGAGCAGAAGCGCCUGGGCCACACUGCCCUUGAUGACGGGGAGUUCUGGAUGGCAUUCAAAGACUUCAAGAUCCAUUUUGACAAAGUGGAGAUCUGCAACCUCACACCUGAUGCCCUGGAGGACAGCGCCCUCCACAGGUGGGAGGUGACCAUCCACCAAGGAAGCUGGGUCCGUGGCUCCACUGCUGGUGGCUGUCGCAACUUCCUGGACACCUUCUGGACCAACCCUCAGAUAAAGCUGUCCCUGACCGAGAGGGACGAGGGCCAGGAGGGCUGCACUUUCCUAGCAGCCUUGAUGCAGAAAGACCGCAGGAGGCUCAAGAGGUUUGGCGCCAACAUGCUGACCAUUGGCUACGCCAUUUACCAGUGCCCAGACAAGGACGGACACCUGAGUAGGGACUUUUUCAGGUACCAUGCCUCCCUGGCCCGAAGCAAGACGUUCAUCAACUUGAGAGAAGUCUCAGAGCGAUUCCAGCUGCCCCCGGGAGACUAUAUCCUCAUCCCCAGCACCUUUGAGCCGCAUCAGGAGGCCGACUUCUGCCUGAGAAUCUUCUCUGAGAAGAGAGCUGUGACUCGGGACCUGGACGAGAACAUAGACAUUGACCUUCCUGAGCUUCCAAAGCCGACUCCACAGGAGGAGGAAACAGAAGAGGAACAGCAGUUCCGGGCCCUGUUCCAGCGAGUUGCUGGCGAGGACAUGGAGGUGUCAGCUGAGGAGCUUGAAUAUGUUCUAAAUGCUGUUCUGCAGAAGAAAACAGCCCUCAAGUUCAAGAGGCUGAGCCUGCUGUCCUGCAGAAACAUCAUCUCUCUGAUGGAUACCAGUGGCAACGGGAAGCUGGAGUUUGAAGAGUUCCGGGUCUUCUGGGACAAGCUGAAACACUGGAUGAAGGCAGCUGUCACCCCUGGGCAGCUGCCAGCUGCCACUGGUCCCUGGGCUCUGACUUCUCCAUGCUCUACUCCCUGGUCCCAGGACCUGUUUCUCCAGUUCGAUGUGGACAAGUCUGGCACCAUGUCUUCCUAUGAGCUGCGGACGGCACUGAAAGCUGCAGGCUUUCAGCUGGGUGGCCAUCUCCUGCAGCUGAUUGUCCUCAGGUAUGCAGAUGAGGACCUCCAGCUGGAUUUCGAUGACUACCUCAACUGCCUGGUGCGGCUGGAGAAUGCAAGCCGGGUGUUCCAAUCUCUCAGUGUGAAGAACAAGGACUUCAUCCAUCUCAACAUAAACGAGUUCAUCAGCCUGACCAUGAACAUCUGAGGUUGCUCUGACCCGAUGCCGUCUGCCCCUCUGAUACUCAGCUUCUGGAUCAUGAACCUCGAAACUUUUUUUUAGAGGGCUGCCCCGCCCACUGCUCUCUCUCCUCCCGGCCUCACACCACCCUCCUCCCCUCUCCAUAGUGAGUUAGAAGAAUCUAAAGGGAUUGGCUGAGUUCUCUGAUUCUGUGGAACUUCUUAUAAAAUCAUUGCUCUACAAGAACCUA
Mus musculus (house mouse) is the source of this 3903-nucleotide messenger RNA. RefSeq names its product calpain 9 (gene Capn9). Gene Ontology annotation, molecular function: calcium-dependent cysteine-type endopeptidase activity; calcium ion binding. NCBI's taxonomy places the organism in Eukaryota, Metazoa, Chordata, Mammalia, Rodentia, Muridae. The transcript is spliced from 20 exons. Gene Ontology annotation, biological process: proteolysis. The record is from RefSeq and is a predicted model, not a curated record. Gene Ontology annotation, cellular component: cytoplasm. The coding region runs from base 1524 to 3680 and encodes 718 amino acids.